Molecule: messenger RNA, 1625 nt
Organism: Temnothorax curvispinosus
Lineage: Eukaryota; Metazoa; Arthropoda; Insecta; Hymenoptera; Formicidae
Product: centromere protein L-like
Exons: 5
Coding region: 443-1438 (331 amino acids)
Source: RefSeq, a predicted model, not a curated record
AUAACACGACAACCGAUCAUCAUUCGCUCAACGUGCACGGAUCGGUUCGGACGUGUUUUGUCCGGGAGGAAAAUUUUUUUAAAUAUUGCGACUGUUACUGUCUGCAUUGAUUUCCACUCAGAUUUUCAGUAAUUUCCAUUUAGACUUCGCUACGCUAACAGUGAUUCAGACUUGUUAACAAACAGUGGUAAGUGAGGCUGUAUUGUCCGCUGUUAGGCGGCAGCAGCCAAUAAAGUGAAGAAGAAGAAGAAGACAACCGAUCAUAUAUCAAGGCGAUUCAUGCCGCAGGCGCGACGCGCUCGAAUCUCGAAUUCGACGAAGUUUUCAACCACUUGGAAAUCAUUUUGAACUUUGAAAUACUCAUUGACGGUUUGCGCGAACUUCUGCCCGCGUCUGUGUCUGUGAGACGGACGAUCUUUCAGCUUUCACACUCCUCCGUAAGAUGAAUCAGUCGGAAAGUACUACCAGACCGGGCAGUAGCAACGUCAUGUAUACUCCGCGUACGCCGCGAAUGCGUCAACGACAACGGUUCAAUUUGAGCACUAAACCGGAAGAGGACGGACUCGAUGGACUGGAAGAAUUGAUAGGCCAAACGUGGAACAUUUAUGCGGCGUCCGCUUUGUUUGGCUUCCAACAAGAUGACAUUCACUUCAAACUGUAUUCAAAGAAAUUGAGAGAAGAGGUUGCGAGCACCUUGUCACAUGAAAAUGUCACUUACAGCGCAAAGUUUUCUGUUGUGGAGAAUAUUGUCUGUGGACCAAAUGAAGACCAUCCAGCAAUCAAGAUUGAAGUUACAGCUGAAACCAAUGAUCGUGAGAAAGAUGUCAAGAAACAGAUCUAUAAAGGGAUAUUAUUAUCCUGGAGGAUAAUACAGACUGAAUCGAAUAUAGAGAAUUCCAUAAGAUUGCCCCUUCUGCUGUGUCGUGGCACUCGCAGCUGUAUGGAUGCAGUGCACGCUAUCAUCGGUCGUAUGUUUGAUUGCUUGGUAAUUGCGCUGCCAGCCAACGAGGACGACUUAAGCUGGCUGAUUCCGAUUAUAAUUAUGGCGCCUAAGGCGGAUCAACGGUUACUUUCCGGUGAAGUUCAAAUGGAAUACACAGUGCCAGAAUUACCAGUUACAGAUACCAUUACAGUUAAAUUUCACACUUCAGAUCUGAAAAAGAUAUUAUCAACCAUUAUCAAAGAUCAAGAUGACAGAGUUAACGUAUCUCUUGAUCACGAACACAUAGAAAUGUUUUUUGAAGUCUUGCAUAAGCAAAUGUUAACGCUAGGAGGUUUGCAGUUAGGACUAUGUACGCUGCAUAGGAUUAAUCUACCUGGAAUAACAAUAACGGAGAAUAGAAUGAAAGUAAUGAACAUGGAAAUUAUGAAUAAUAUAUUAUUGUACUUCAAUGAUAAAGCUCUUGAUAUAUUUCAUACGGUGCAUAUUGAUAUAUAAUCUUUUCUUAACGUCUUGUGAUACGAAUAACAUGAUUUAGGUACAGUAACAGUACGAUCGUUGCAAUAACCAUUUACAUUGCGUGUCAGUAUAAAAAAAAAAUCAUUUAUAUAUAUUUUUGUAAAAAAAAUCUCACACUUGCGUACAUAUACUGUAUCUUUGUCAAUAUAAAAAAAAUACAUGUAUA